GGUACGAGAGAGCUGCAGAUUCGGGCUAGCCAAAAACCUACCACGUUGUGUAUGCCGGUUCUUAGCCUUAAAAUGGGCUCGGAGGCAGGAAGACAGGCAAACAAGGGAGCUAGACUGCUUUGAAGUGGAUGGGGAAUCUCUGUAGGGCAGCCUGAGUUCCAGGCUCCCUACUUUGUGACAGAGAUAAGGAGCAACCCACCCCUGUUGUCUGAGGAAGACAUCUCUUCCCUCUAGCCCCACUCCCAACCCCCCUAAGUACCUAGUUAAGUCCUCUAGAGCUUUCAACAUGAUGUCACCUACACAUCGGGAAGCAUUAUCAGGAUUUGGGGCAGGCAGCCCCUAGAGCAGGCUUCCUAGAUCUAGUCCCUUGCUUUGCCUCUCCUCCUGAUCAAGCCUCCACCUACCUUCCUUCUCAGGGUUCAUCAUGGAAAGCAUGGCUGCAGUCAUCACUUGGGUCCUCGCCCUCCUCUCAGUGUUUGCAACCACUCAGGCACGGAAGAGCUUCUGGGACUACUUAGGCCAGAACAGCCAGGGCAAAGGCAUGAUAGGCCAGCAGCAGAAGCUGGGACAGGAGAGCCUGAAAGGUAGCUUUGAGCAAGACCUCUACAAUAUGAACAAUUUUCUAGAAAAGCUGGGUCCCUUGAGAGGGCCUGGGAAGGAGCCUCCUCAGCUGGCACAGGAUCCAGACGGUAUUCGGAAACAGCUGCAGCAGGAGCUGGGGGAAGUGAGUGCACGCCUGGAGCCCUACAUGGCUGCGAAGCACCAGCAGGUAGGCUGGAACUUGGAGGGCUUGAGGCGGCAGUUGAAACCCUACACGGUGGAGCUGCUAGAGCAGGUGGGCCAGAGCGUCCAGGAGCUCCAAGAGCAGCUUCGUGUGGUGGGAGAAGACACCAAGGCCCAGCUCCUGGGGGGCGUGGACGAGGCGCUGAACCUGCUGCAGGAAAUGCAAAGUCGAGUGCUGCACCAUACAGACCGAGUCAAAGAGCUCUUCCACCCUUAUGCGGAACGCUUGGUGACUGGAAUUGGGCACCACGUGCAGGAGCUGCACCGGAGCGUCGCUCCUCACGCGGUUGCCAGCCCCACGCGACUCAGUCGCUGCGUGCAGACCCUGUCCCACAAACUCACAGUGAAGGCGAAGGACCUGCACACCAGCAUCCAGCGCAACCUGGACCAGCUGCGUGAUGAGCUCAGUGCCUUCAUCCGAGUUGGCACGGACGGGGCAGAAGACGGAGACUCCCUGGACCCUCAGGCUCUCUCUGAGGAGGUCCGCCAGAGACUUCAGGCUUUUCGACAGGACACCUUCCUGCAGAUUGCUGCAUUCACCCAGGCCAUUGACCAGGAGACAGAGGAAAUCCAACACCAGCUAGCACCACCCCCACCUAGCCACAAUGCCUUCGCUCCUGAGCUGCGACACUCAGACAGUAAUAAGGCCCUGAGCAGACUGCAGAGCCGACUAGAUGACCUGUGGGAAGAUAUCGCCUAUGGCCUUCAUGACCAGGGCCAUAGUCAUCUGGGUGACCCUGAAGGUCACUCAGGUUAACUCUCCAGCUCAUUGUCUGGACCCUGGCCAAUUAGGUAGAGGGUGGAGGGUCCUGCACACUAUAGGUGAAGCCACCGAAGGUGCUGCUGUCCCAACCUAUCCAGCCUCCUCAACUGCCCCACUCAGGUGCAUUACACUCAGUAGGUUUUGCAAACCCA
This is a messenger RNA of Grammomys surdaster, 1698 nucleotides long. RefSeq names its product apolipoprotein A5 (gene Apoa5). Gene Ontology annotation, biological process: positive regulation of lipid biosynthetic process; cholesterol biosynthetic process; phospholipid efflux. The record is from RefSeq and is a predicted model, not a curated record. Gene Ontology annotation, cellular component: chylomicron; extracellular region; high-density lipoprotein particle. Gene Ontology annotation, molecular function: phosphatidylcholine-sterol O-acyltransferase activator activity; phospholipid binding; cholesterol binding. Lineage: Eukaryota; Metazoa; Chordata; Mammalia; Rodentia; Muridae. Bases 425 to 1540 code for a protein of 371 amino acids. The transcript is spliced from 3 exons.